ACCGACUCAGGGACACAAGUAGCAGACUCAUCCCAAUACCUGGUAAUCCUUCUUCUCCUCCUUUCCUUUUUCUCAAAUGGGUCUUUCAGAUUAAACUAAUCCCAACAACAACAACAUGCGCAAUCGAUCUCUUACAACUUCUAUUGCUUCCUUGAGAAGCCUAUGCUUCGCCCAGAGCCCUGUGUCUUAUAUAUAUGAAUAUGUUAGGCCCCCAAUCGAACCCAUCUCGCAUCUUCCAAAAUACAACCCAUUAUUCCCAUGUUUACCCGCCCCUUCUUCCAAUUUGUUCAGAUUAGCGCAACCCUCUCUGCGUCUUUUUUGUUCGGAGAGUGUUACAGUGGGUCAAAGUUUUGAAUGUGUUGGGAGUGGUAAUGCUUUAGAAGGUGAUGUCGAUAAGCUUUUCGAGAUUAUUACGGAUAAUGCCCAGCCACAUUGUGAUAUGGAGAAAGCUCUCAACCUAGCUGGUGUACCAUUGACUACUGAUUUGGUUGUUCAGGUGCUUCAUAGGUUUCGUUUCGAGGAGAAACUAGCUUUUAGGUUUUUCAUGUGGGCGGGCCAAAAGGAAAACUAUGAUCAUGAAGCUCAGGCGUAUAAUGAGAUGAUUGAUAUAUUGUCGAGUACCAAGUACAAGGUGAAGCAGUUCCGAAUUGUUUGUGAUUUACUGGAUUAUAUGAAGAGGCAUAACAAGAGUAAGGUUCCUGUUGAGGUUCUCAUAACAAUUUUGAAGCAGUACACGGAGAAGCAUCUGACCUAUCUGCAGAAAUUUGCCAAGAAGAAGAAGAUAAGGGUGAAGACGCAGCCGGAGAUCAAUGCCUUGAACUUUCUAUUGGAUGCCCUGUGCAAGUGCAGUCUCGUACAGGAUGCCGAACUGAUGUUAAAGAGGGUGAAGAAAAAUAUCAAGCCUGAUGCGAAUACAUACAACAUUUUGUUUUUCGGUUGGUGUAGAGUUAGGAAUCCGAGUAGAGGAAUGAGGUUACUGGAAGAGAUGAUUGAAGUGGGUCACACGCCUGAUAAUUUCACUUACACUACUGCCAUUGAUGCCUUUUGCAAAGCAGGGAUGGUUACCGAGGCAGCUGAACUUUUUGAGUUCAUGAGAACAAAAGGUUGUACAAUUUCUUCUCCUACUGCAAAAACUUAUGCAAUCAUGAUUGUGGCGCUUGUGGAGAAUGACAGAAUGGAGGAGUGCUUCAAACUUCUGGGACAUAUGAUAAGUAGUGGCUGCCUUCCUGAUGUUUCUACAUACAAGGAACUACUCGAAGGGAUGUGUUUGGCUGGAAAGGUCGAGGAGGCCUACAAGUUCUUGCAGGAGAUGGGAAACAAAGGUUACCCUCCCGAUAUAGUUACUUAUAAUUGUUUUCUAAAGGUGCUAUGUGAGAAUAAAAAGGGUGAUGAGGCACUGAAGCUUUACGGGAGAAUGAUAGAUAUAGGUUGUAUGCCUAGUGUGCAGACUUAUAAUAUGUUGAUUUCAAUGUACUUUGAGAUGGGUGAUCCUGAUGGGGCAUUUGAGACUUGGCAUGAGAUGGAUAAGAGGGGCUGUGCACAGGACACUGAUACUUAUUGCAUGAUGAUUGAAGGGCUUUUCGGUUGCAAUAAAGUGGAAGAUGCGUGUUGUCUCUUGGAGGAUGUGGUGAACAAGGGAAUGAAAUUGCCAUAUACCAAGUUUGACUCCUUUCUAAUGCAGCUUUCUGUGAUUGGUGAUCUUCAAGCCAUCCACAGACUUUCGGAGCAUAUGAGAAGGUUCUAUAAUCCUUCUAUGGCAAGACGCUUUGCAUUGAACCAGAAGCGGAGGAGCAUUAGUCUGAGGGAGCACUAAUAACAUUACUGCUAAAGAAGGGAAUGGGCUGAAGGAGCCAAAAGCACAUGAGCAAUUUGAGAAGAAUUUGAUGCUGGAGUGAAUGUGGUUUUUUUUGUUGCAAUUAACAAGGAGUAAGUUCGGCUGAGGUCAAAUGUUAAAUGUUUCAGAGUUCAUUCCUACAUGAACGGGAAAUAUGGAAGCAGGCUUUGUAGAGCUGCUAGGAGAGAGUGAAUCUAUGUAAUUGUCACAACUAGAAGCCAAAUUUUGGUGAGCAGAAAUCAGAAAUCCAAGCUCAUGAGUGAUUCGAUUUUA
Molecule: messenger RNA, 2107 nt
Organism: Rosa chinensis
Lineage: Eukaryota; Viridiplantae; Streptophyta; Magnoliopsida; Rosales; Rosaceae
Product: pentatricopeptide repeat-containing protein At1g73400, mitochondrial
Exons: 1
Coding region: 116-1813 (565 amino acids)
Molecular function (GO): protein binding
Source: RefSeq, a predicted model, not a curated record